AUGUCCGUCGUAACAGAGAGAUGGGAUAUUUGCUAUUACACAAAUGACGCAAGUCAAAUCACUGGCACCAUUUUGUGUUCAGUCUCUUUGUUCACAUCGACUGCCAUAAGUGUGGACAGGCUUCUUGCCCUUAUAUUGGGGCUCAGAUACAGACAUAUUGUAACUAUGAGAAAAGCACAUAUAAGUGUAUUUUUUAUGUGGGUUUUCUCAGCUCUCAUUGGCGCAGCAACCUACGCUUUGGAUCCUCUAAUACUUGGCUGGUCUUCGUUUCUAACUAUAUUACUAUGUGUUGUCAUCUCAAGUCUGUGUUAUGCUAAAAUUUUCUUUACCUUACGACAAAGGCAAUUUCAAGUUCAAGACGGCGCUUUUCAAGGAAAACGGAACCAAACAAUUCCGCUGAAUAUAGCUCGAUACAGAAAGGCAGUCUACAAUUCACUGUGGGUACAGGUAACAUUGCUUGUUUGUUAUCUGCCUUUUGGUAUAGCUAUGGCCUUAAGGCCUGAAUCGCCUGAAAAAAGUAAGAUAACUUCCUCGGUUUACCUCGCAGGGGAAAUUACACUCUCUUUUGUUUUAGCAAACUCGUCAUUGAACCCCUUUCUUUAUUGUUGGAGGAUCAGAGAGGUAAGGAAAGCAGUUAAAGAGACAAUCAGAAACGUUUUCUGUUUAUCUUAUUAGGUUAUAUGCUAUGCUGGAUUCAUUAACUAGACGUCGGGCAGUAAGGAUAUAUCGCGUAAUGGAAACCCGAUCUCGGAGCCAAAGAUUUCGUACAGCGUUAAUAAAACAAUGAAACAACAAGAAAUUUUGCAAACAUUAUUGUUCAUCGGCGAGUAAGUCAAUUAUUAUCUUCAAUCUCAUUGUGCUUUCAAUAUGUUGGGUAACGAGGCUAAAAUAUAUAGAAAGUAAUGUAGAUUCGAUCACCUUAAAAAUCGUGUAACCCCUGGCUUUUAAACAACAAAUAAGAAGUUUCGUAAAGCUGUAAGAUAAUCCUCGUCAUCUUCUUGCUCAAGCCUUCAACCGGCAAGAAGAACAAUGUUUGGAAAGUCAAGCGAGGAGGACGAAUAAUUCAAUACUAUCUGAAUACAGCGAAAAAUUGACGGAAAAAGUACUCCUCUAAGUACGUAAAAAGUCUUCUUUGUUACCACGGAAAUUGAUCUCAGCUCACAAAGAGAAUUAAUGUCUUAAUAGACACAAUUACUUUCAAUUAUUGAUUAAAAUGGACAAAAAUCAGGACUCUAUUUGAAAUUGAUGCCAUAACUCAAAUGUAACUGUCACAUCGGGGAGAUUUAUUUCGAUCUUUAUGGAAAAGUAAACACUGAGUUUUUAAUGUUAGUACAGUGUUGAUAUCUCUGAUGAAAAAUUCGGGUAUGCCUACUGGUACCAAAAACAAAAAACAUAAUUCAUAAUUUAAAAACAAGAUGGAAUUUUCAGUAUUUUUUUCAAACAAUUAGUACAUGUCAGGUAGGAUAACGUACUGUAAAAUUUUGUUAAUCAAUGACGAUUCGGGUCAAACAUAGCAGCUGUUUAAAGAGCAUUAUUUCACUGAAUUGAUCUGCAUUUUAACGAAAUUUAAAUAUUUAGGGGGCAGUCUGCUGGUUAAAAACAUUAUUUUUCGUUGACUCCCACCCUUUUUCUUAAAUAUCUAGCCAAGAUUUCAGCCAAUUAAAAAUAAUAAUUCAAUUAUAAUAAUUCAAUUAUUUUUUGAGGAUUUUCGGAUGAUCAGUGUUUCGAAUGUUUUAAAUGUCUAAAAAUUAGGGGGAUGUUUAAAAUUUUGGGAAAAUUGGAAACUAUUAGAUUUGGGGGUUGUUAAAAAUUAAGAUAUGAGGUGAAUAAUUAGUAGACAAAUACCAGACAGUCUACACCACCACAAGCUGCCUUUGAUCCCUUUAGUGGACUAACUAGUUUAUGUGUAUACUUUUUCUACCCUUAUUUGUUUCCUUCCCAAAUCAACAUCAUUUCCUCAAAAAAAGAACAACCGUAAUGUCCCCUUAAAUAGUACAGAUACUAAAGCAUACUAAAAAAAUUACAGUCAUGUUGUAGUAAGUAUCACGUGGGAUUUAUGACAAGAUUUCAUCGUCUUUUUGAAGGUCUUUGUACUGUUCAUAUCUUAAUUAGUAAAUUGAGCACAGAAUAUUAUGUUAUUGUGUUUGUUGUUGCGGACACCUGCGACCAUCAAUUCUCAAGAAAAUCGGAGACAACCAAUUUGGGGCUAUCCCAGAAUCCUCAACAACGCAUGCGCUUAUCAGUAUGGUGCACUCCUUGACCAAACACACUGAUGGUACAGGAUCCACCGUCAGGGUCGUCUUAUUCGAUUACCAGAAGGCUUUCGAUUUGAUAGACCACACGUUUCUCGCUAUGGACAUGCCGGUUGGCGUAUCGUUUUGGAUCAUCGAUUUCCUUACAGAUCGCACGCAGAGAGUCAAAUUGGGAGAACAUUGCUUCUCUGAAUGGAGGAACGUACCGGCAGGGGUGCCUCAGGGAACCAAGCUCGGUCCGUGGCUGUUUAUUCUCAUGAUCGAUGACAUCAACACCAGUAACACGGAACUGUGGAAAUACGUGGAUGACACAACUAUUGCAGAGUGUGUUGACAAGAAGGAAGACAGCCGUAUCCAAUCUGAUUUGGAGGAACUGAUCGCUAAGUCUAACCAAAACAAGUUCCAGUUAAACGAGUCGAAGUGUAAGGAACAAAGAAUUUCGUUCGCUAAAUCAGCGCGGACUUUGCUCCCAUUGUUAUCAACGGGAAAGCAAUAGAGGUAGUGUCCACUGUUAAGUUGUUAGGUCUAAAUAUAUCAUCCGACCUUCGGUGGAACUGUCAUGUUGCUGAAAUAAGUAAAAAAGUAGCGAGUCGAUUAUAUUUGUUUAAACAACUGAAGAGAGCGAAUAUUCCCGCCAAAGAUCUGCUAAUCUUUUACUUGACCUGUAUCCGCCCAGUAACGGAAUACGCAUGCCCGGUGUUUCACAACGCGCUUCCCGCAUAUUUAUCCGCAGAGNGAAGGAAGACAGCCGUAUCCAAUCUGAUUUGGAGGAACUGAUCGCUAAGUCUAACCAAAACAAGUUCCAGUUAAACGAGUCGAAGUGUAAGGAACAAAGAAUUUCGUUCGCUAAAUCAGCGCGGACUUUGCUCCCAUUGUUAUCAACGGGAAAGCAAUAGAGGUAGUGUCCACUGUUAAGUUGUUAGGUCUAAAUAUAUCAUCCGACCUUCGGUGGAACUGUCAUGUUGCUGAAAUAAGUAAAAAAGUAGCGAGUCGAUUAUAUUUGUUUAAACAACUGAAGAGAGCGAAUAUUCCCGCCAAAGAUCUGCUAAUCUUUUACUUGACCUGUAUCCGCCCAGUAACGGAAUACGCAUGCCCGGUGUUUCACAACGCGCUUCCCGCAUAUUUAUCCGCAGAGCUAGAACAGCUACAGAAGCGCGCCAUGCGAAUUAUUUUUCCGUUUGCAUUACAUCAAGCCAACUUGGAAUUGAAUUAGUUGGUUGGACGUGGUCAGAGCAGGAGGUCAAACCGUAUUUUGCCAUAGUCUUUUUUUGAUGAGUGCUUAAAUUGCGUGUCAUUACGAUGACCCUAACUAAAUACACUAGGAAAGGAAAUUGUUGAUCUCACGUACGAUACAGUGAAGGACUAUGUCAAAAAACACUAUUGGCUACAAUAGCUACAAACUUUUCUUGUUUUAAGAAAAUAAAAAAAGUCUCUAUUUCUAUUUUUACUUAAUGAAUUAUGGCAUUACACUUAAGUUAGAAAUACAUUUAUCAAAUUUAUUGUCACGUUCAGUGUAAUCCAGGCUUGUAGUGACAGAUUUGAAAAAAAAAACAUGAAUUUAGACUGUCCCAAUGACAUAUACUAGGUUUAGUUCUUAACAGUGUUAACUUAUCUCGAAAUUUCACAACUUGUAGAUUUUCUUACUUUCUAAGCAUCCUUCUUAUACACAUCAAUAUUUACCCCCGAUUACCUCGAUUUAUACACCGGGUUUUAAGCAAAAUUGAAGAUAUUUAAUUGAUUCAAAAUGGCGGAUCAAAGAUGGUGAAUGAUUUAAGAUCCUUCUAAUAAAUGACGCUAUCAUGGCAUCACUGCUAUUGUUAAAGAUAACUAAUGUGUCAGCCAACGUCUUGAUCUUGUCACAUACCUUGCUAUAAGUAAUUUUCAUUUGGAGAGGAAAAAUUGAUGGAAUUUUUCAUUCUGCCAAUAAUUAGUUCAACAAAAUGACGUAAUCAUGGCAUCAAAUUACGUCAUUGUGUCAAUCAAGUUAUGCUUAGAUGGUGGCCAUGGAAAUGUGAGGAGUUCAUUUGGUGGCUGUACCACCAGCGGUUUUGAUGUUAUCGAAGGGGGCUCCAGGAGGCCAUCCCCUGUCGCAAGGUGCAAAAAAAAGACCUGGUAUGAUAGGGUUAACAGACCUUAUAACGGGUUGAGUGCUCAAUGGCUUAUCGUGACAAGACAGCAUAUUGAACUGUUAUUUACUUUACAAAAAAUAGUGACAAUAUGAGGAGAAAGAUAGUCUAAAGAAUUCUGUUAUAACCCUACUUCGCCCUCAAAAGAUAGUUGAACACUUCGGUAAAGAUAACGAAGGCAAAUUUAAAUGAUUAGAAGACAACGUACAUGGUAUUUGUGCUAAUAAUUAUUAUGCUUCGGAGAUUUCACUGUAUUUUAUAAUUCCACUGCCUUAACUUAUUCUUCUGUUUGUGGGCCGAUGAAUACCCUUUCUACGUUUGUGUUGUACUUCGUACGUGACUGGUUAGACAAAUACUAAUAGUGUUAUACAGUAUAGAAUCCCGUUUUUCGAAUCAUCUUGGGGAAAAAGCUUUAUCAAUUGGUUUGAAUCAUCAGGAGGUCCAAAAAUCAGAAAUAUAAUUUCAGUUUAAUGACAAUGGAAGGGAAGUCAGUUUGUGACUAUUUGGACAGCAUUUCUUAAGCGAAACCCCGUGUUUUUGGCUAUUGUCGGCAGAGAAAAUGAAAAGAGAGCUUUGAAACGUGAACUGGUAUUUGACUCUCAAAAAAAACAACAGCUCAAACUGAGGAAAACACUGCCUCCUUCGAGUUACAACGGUUAACCACGUUUCGGCAAACGGAAAGUAACAUUAGUCUGUUAUGACCUCUUAAUAACGAUAUGUAUUCUCGUGGUUAACCGUUGAAACUGCUUAUUUGCACCACAUCGCUGGAAUUUUUCUCGCCAAGAAUACGUAUUGCGAAGCACUUUCUACAUAGCGGAAUCUUCUUUUGCCUUUUGUGAGGAAUUAGCGCAUAAAAAAGGAAGAUUUUCCAGCGCACGGCCGUCAUCGAUCAAGUGUUAUCCCGCUUUCCUUGUCAUCAAGUGAACUUCUGGGCCAAAGUAAUUGCUGUUUUGGCGAUGAUACAAACUGGUGUGUCUAUCUUGAAAACAAUUUCUUUGGCAUUCUGUGAUUUACGAGCAGGGAAAUGAAAUAGUUGUCCAUCCAACAUCAAUAAAAAAUCAUGCCACUGAAUAAAUGGCAGGCGGUCAUCUAAAAUCAUUACAACUAAAGUACAUUCCUAACCUGGUCUAACCUGUUCGACGGCUACCUACGCUAAAGGUUUGGAUCAGUUAGGUUUGAAAAGGUCUCCAAAAAAAAAAAAAAAACUCAUAUAUAUAUAGGGCAUAGCACAAACGGCUGGCUCAUCAUUUCACGUCCUUUCACUAAUGGCACAAGUCAAUGUCAAAAAUAAUGCAUGUCCCCUCCGUUACUUUGCAGCACUUCAUUCGCUUAAGUUAACCAUUUACCAGAACAAUUUUCAUUGUACCCUAGUGUUUCCAUCCUUUUUCCACUAUUGAUAAUACUUGCGAGAACAUUACAUCCGCAGCAACGGCAUUGAUCACAACACAAAUGAUUUCCUCUCGACCCGACAGGGUAUCAGGAACGCGCGCGGGAGUGCAAGAUUAAGUAAUGACAUACGCUUCGUACAUUUUACUCUACGCAUACUACAAAUCAGGACGAAACCUUACAAAUUGUUGUUUAUAAACAAACAAUUUCGCCCAUAGAGUAACGUCAUCGCACAAAAAUUCAGCAGCGUCAAAACUCUAGCCGGAAAACACAGAUACAUGUUUCAGACAAUGAGGGACAAAAGUAGUUGACACACUUGUUUAAAACGGGUGCUUUUUAACAAACAUUUAAUUCAUUUAUUAUUUCAUUCUUUUUAAACGCCGUAAAUCCCCUCACGCCCCGAAUCAAUGUUGUCUGAAGUAAAAAAAAGACUUGAGGGUCCAAAAUUCAACAUUGAUUUUGGGGGGAAGGGGUUGGGGUAGACAGGGGAAGGGGAUAAGUAUAUCCACUAUGCAAAAAGGGGCCAUUUUAUGGAAGUGUGUCAACACUUUUGUCCCUCAUUGUAGCUAGGUUUCUUCCUAAUAAGAUCUUAUAAGCCGAUCACUGGUAUUAAUCAGCUUUUGAAUUCGAGUAAGGUCAAUACAAUUAAUCGAAUAUCACACCAAUCCUCUGCAGAUAACCUAGUAUAUAAUAUAUACCAGUUGAUGCAUAUGCACGGCUAUCGGCAGAGUGCUCAAUAGAAGGACUAGAGCUUAGUAUAAUCAAGGUUGUCUGGUGUCAACGUGAGAUUAGACUUGGCAUUUUUAUUACUACUUAGUUUCGUACCGCACUGCAUGUACGGCACUCCUCAGAUAAAAUUGCCAGUAUAUAAUAUAUAAUAUUGAUGACUGCUUAAUUUUCCAACGCAAAUCAGGGUUUUUGUCAUCAUGAUGAUCUUACAUAAACAAAUAGUAAGAAAAUAAUUGAUUAUCUCACGUACUGUACAAUGAAAGACUACUAAACUCGUCCUGGCUGCAAAAUUUGCCCGUUUAGUCUUAUAGAAAAAAUUUACCCAUAAGCAAUACAGUUGAUCCCAUGAAGCGGCCACCCUCAGGGUACCGCCAAUUGGCGGUAUCACGUGGGAUUAUCUGGAAAGAUUUCAUCGUCUCUUUUGGGGCUUUGUACCGAUUACGAUUGAUUAUUACUCAGAGAAUAUUAUGUUAAUUUGUUGGGUGGGGAAAGGGUAGAACAGCCCGUCAAACCGUUGCCAUGGUUUUUUGAUGAGAGCUUAAAUUUUGUGUUACGAUGACUAACUAAAAAUACGUCUAAAGGAAAUUGUUAAUCUCACGUAGGUUACGGUGAAGAACCAUUAAACAUUUGUUUGCUUCAAACUUGCUCUUUUACUCUAAAGAAAUUCCGCUAUGCUCAUGAUCAGUAAUUUAACAUUAACACACUCAAUCACGUGAUCACCUGCAAAAACUUCACGAGCUGGCCCUGCAGAGAGAUAAACUUGGUAGACUGUAGUCUGUCAAGUAUAGAGCGGAAUUCUUAAUUAAAAAGAUAUAAGGCGUUAAUUUCAGAGAUGACAAAUUUAUUAUUUAAAUUUAUAUCUUGCUGGCAAACUUUAAAUUGUGAAAUCUGCUUUAUACAUGACACACUUAUCUAGAAGUUUUGACCGAUCAUUUAUUAAAUUCUCCUAAUCUUGCAUCAUUCCACAAUGUCUGUAUCAAAAUCGCCUCUAAAACAGCCGAGAUAUAAGCGUUUAAAAAGAUGUAGCACAAACAAAAUUUUGCCCUAUGAAUUUAUUCGAUGAUAGCUAAUAGCACUGUUCCCCAGGGCUCUAUAUGCUACCUAUUGAUUGGUGUCAACCUUGAUGGACAUGAAGUUUAUUAUUUACAUGCAGAUCUUUUUCUUACUUUCCUGAUCGCCAAGGCGUUAUAUGUUACAGUUAAAGUUACCGACUUUCUUCGAAAGUUUCAAAGUGCUUAAUUUGUAACAUUACUUCUCGGUUUUCUCUCCCUGCUAAAUUAAAUAACUUUCUUUGGAGGGUAGUAUCCCGGUCCCUUGGGUGAAUGAGCUAAAGGAAAAAAUAAGAGAAAAAUUUAGAUAAAUCUUGUAUAAUUAUGUAAUUUUGUAAAAAAUGACCAGAAGACUAUUUAAUAGUCACCUAUCAUAUCACGAACGAAACCAUAGCCGGAAAGAACCCAUCAAAACGCAGGAUUAUUAGUCUUAUCAUCAAUAUUGACAUCCAUUUUUUGAUGAUUAGUACCAUCUGUUGCUUUCCUGAGAAGAAUACUAAAAAUUAAAAUUAACCUGCGUUGUUGGACAUUUAAUAUCUUAUAACUAUAUGAAAGAAGCUAUGUUCGUGAGAAGAAUGUAAUUGCAAGGUUUAUUAUCCCCUGUGUCUAUUAAUCAAAAUUCACAGGACAUAUUAAAUAAUGUACAAUGCCGAAUUCGCUCGACCACGAACAGAUGAAUCAUGAUGAUUGGUAAUUAAGUUGACCUUUUCUUGACAAACACAAUAUCCUCGGUAAGAAUUUAAAUCAAAUUUGAAUAACCUUCAAGAAGAAAUAAAGUUUAUCGCCAGACUUAUGGUCCAAGGUCGCAUUGCAGAAUAAGGAUGGCAAUGGAAAAAAAUUUUACCGGAGAAGAAAGUCGGAAAACAGUUGGAGAACUGUACUGCUCAGAAAAACUUAAGGAGGAAAGACUCAGUGAGCUUAUAUUUGUUUCAGUGCUAAAUAUUUUUCUGUCUAUAACUGCAUUUCUGGGGAACACUCUAAUUCUAGUUGCCCUGUACAAGAGGAUUUCACUUAAUAAACCGUCGAAACUCCUGUUACGUAACCUAGCGCAAACUGAUCUAUGUGUUGGCAUCAUUGCGGAGCCUCUGUUUGUUGCUUAUUUGAUGUCCGUCGUAACAGAGAGAUGGGAUAUUUGCUAUUACACAGAUGACGCAAGUCAAAUCACUGGCACCAUUUUGUGUUCAGUCUCUUUGUUCACAUCGACUGCCAUAAGUGUGGACAGGCUUCUUGCCCUUAUAUUGGGGCUCAGAUACAGACAUAUUGUAACUAUGAGAAAAGCACAUAUAAGUGUAUUUUUUAUAUGGGUUUUCUCAGCUCUCAUUGGCGCAGCAACCUACGCUUUGGAUCCUCUAAUACUUGGCUGGUCUUCGUUUCUAACUAUAUUACUAUGUGUUGUCAUCUCAAGUCUGUGUUAUGCUAAAAUUUUCUUUACCUUACGACAAAGGCAAUUUCAAGUUCAAGACGGCGCUUUUCAAGGAAAACGGAACCAGACAAUUCCACUGAAUAUAGCUCGAUACAGAAAGGCAGUCUACAAUUCACUGUGGGUGCAGGUAACAUUGCUUGUUUGUUAUCUGCCGUUUGGUAUAGCUAUGGCCUUAAGUCCUGAAUCGCCUGAAAAAAGUGAGAUAACUUCCUCGGUUUACCUCGCAGGGAAUAUUACACUCUCUUUUGUUUUAGCAAACUCGUCAUUAAACCCCUUUCUUUAUUGUUGGAGGAUCAGAGAGGUAAGGAAAGCAGUUAAAGAGACAAUCAGGCACUUCUUCUGUUUAUCUUAUUAGGUUAUAUGCUAUGUUGUAUUCAUUAACUAGACGUCGGGCAGUAAGGGUAUAUCGCGUAAUGGAAACCCGAUCUCGGAGCCAAAGAUUUCGUACAGCGUUAAUAAAGCAAUGAAACGAUAAGAAAUUUCGUAAACAUUAUUGUUUAUCGACGAGUAAGUCAAUCACUAUCUUCAAUCUCAUUGUGCUUUCAAUAUGUUGGGUAACGAGGCUAAAAUAUAAAGAAAGUAAUGUAGACUCGAUCACCUUAAAAAUUGUGUAAGCCCUGGCUUUUAAACAACAUUCAACUAAGAAGUUUCGUAAAGCUGUAAGAUAAUCACCUCGUCAUCUUCGAUUCAUGCUCAAGCCUUUCACCGGCAAGACGAACUAUCUUUGGAAAGACUAGCGAGGAGGACGAAUAAUUCAAUACUAUCUGAAUACAGGGAAAUAUUGACGGAGAAAGUACUCCUCUAAUUACGUAAUAAGUCUUCUUUGUUACCACGGAAAUUAAUCUCAGCUCACAAAGAGAAUGUCUUAAUAGACACAAUUUCUUUCAAUUAUUGAUUAAAAUGGACAAAAUUCAGGACUCUAUGUGAAAAUGAUGCCAUAAAUCAAAUAUAACUGUCACAUCGGGGAGAUUUAUUUCGAUCUUCAAGGAAAGAUAAACGCUGAGUUUUUAAUGUUCGUACAGUGUUGAUAUCUCUGAUGGAAAAGUCAGGUCAGCUUUCUGUUACCAAAACCAAAAAACAUAAUUCAUAAUUUAAAAACAAGAUGGAAUUUUCAGUUUUUUUUUUCAAACAAUUUUUACAUGUCACGUAGGAUAACGUACUCUAAAAUUUUGUUAAUCAAUGACGAUUCGGGUCAAACAUAGCAGCUGUUUAAAGAGCAUUAUUUCACUGAAUUGAUCUGCAUUUUAACGAAAUUUAAAUAUUUAGGUGGCAGUCUGAUUAAAAGCAUUAUUUUUCGUUGACUCCCACCCUUUUUCUUAAAUAUCUAGCCAAUAUUUCAUUCAAUUAAAAAACGACUCGGCGUUGGAGUCCUUAAUUCAAUUAUUUUUUGAGGAUUUUCGGAUGAUCAGUGUCUCGAAUGUUUUAGAUGUCUAAAAAUUAGGGGGAUGUUUAAAAUUUUGGGAAAAUUGGAAGUUAUUAGAUUUGGGGGUCGUUAAAAAUUAAGAUAUGAGGUGAAUAAUUAGUAGACAAAUACCAGACAGUCUACACCACCACAAGCUGCCUUUGAUCCCUUUAGGGGUCUAACUGGUUUAUGUGUAUACUUUUUCUACCCUUAUUUGUUUCCUUCCCAAAUCAACAUCAUUUCCUCAAAAAAAGAACAACCAUAAUGUCCCCUUAAAUAGUACAGAUACUAAAGCAUACUAAAAAAAUUACAGUCAUGUUGUAGUAAGUAUCACGUGAGAUUUAUGACAAGAUUUCAUCGUCUUUUUGAAGGUCUUUGUACUGUUCAUAUUUUAAUUAGUAAAUUGAGCAUAGAAUAUUAUGUUAAUUAGUUGGUUGGACGUGGUCAGACUUUUUUUGAUGAGUGCUUAAAUUGCGUGUCAUUACGAUGAUCCUAACUAAAUAUACAAGGAAAGGAAAUUGUUGAUCUCACGUACGAUACAGUGAAGGACUAUUUCAAAAAUUACUAUUGGCUACAAUAGCUACAAACUUUUCUUGUUUUAAGAAAAUAAAAAAAAGUCUUUAUUUCUAUUUUUACUUAAUGAAUUAUAGCAUUACACUUAGGUUAGAAAUACAUUUAUCAAAUUUAUUAUCACGUUUAGUGUAAUCCAGGCUUGUAGUGACAGAUUUGAGAAAAAAACAUGAAUUUAAAAUGUCCCAAUGACAGAUCUUAACAGUGUUAACUUCUCUCGAAAUUUCACAACUUGUAGAUUUUCUUACUUUCUAAGCAUUCUUCUUAUAGACAUCAAUUUUUACCCCCGAUUACCUCGAUUUAUACGGGUUUUAAGCACAAUUGAAGAUAUUUAAUUGAUUCCAAAUGGCGGAUCAAAGAUGGUGAAUGAUUCAAGAUCCUUCUAAUAAAUGACGUCAUCAUGGCAUCACUGCUAUUGUUAAAGAUAACUAAUGUGUCAGCCAACGUCUUGAUCUUGUCACAUACCUUACUAUUUAAGUAAUUUUCAUUUUGAGAGGAAAAAUUGAUGGAAUUUUUCAUUCUACCAAUAAUUAGUUCAACAAAAUGACGUAAUCAUUGCAUCAAAUUACGUCAUUGUGUCAAUCAAGUUAUGCUUAAAUGGUGGCCAUGGAAAUGUGAUGAGUUCAUUUGGUGGCUGUACCACCAGCGGUUUUGAUGUUAUAGAAGGGGGCUCAAGGAGGCCAUCCCCUGUCGCAAGGUGCAAAACAAAGACCUGGUAUGAUAGGGUUAACAGACCUUAUAACGGGUUGAGUGCUCAAUGGCUCAUCGUGACAAGACAGCAUAUUUAACUGUUAUUUACUUUUAAAAAAAUAGAGAGAAUAUGAGGAGAAAGCUAGUCUAGAGAAUUCUGUUAUAGCCCUACUUCGUCCACAAAGGAUAGUUGAACACUGCGGUAAAGAUAACGAAGGCAAAUUUAAAUGAUUAGAAGAGAACGUACAUGGUAUAGCUUGGUAUUUAUACUAAUAAUUAUUAUGCUGCGGAGAUUUCACUGUAUUUUAACUCCACAGCCUUAACUUAUUCUUCUGUUUGCAGGCCGAUAAAUACCCUUUCUACGCUUGUGUUGUAUUUCGUACGUGACUGGUUGGACAAAUACUAAUAGUGUUAUACAGUAGAAUCCCGUUUUACGAAUUAUCUGGGGGAAAAAGCUUUAAUUUAUUAAUUGCUUUGAAUCAUCAGGAGGUCCAAAAAUCAGAAAUAUAAUUACAGUUUAAUGACAAUGGAAGGGAAGUCAGUUUGAGGUCGAAUCAUAAGUUGAGUUUGUGACUCAGAGAUCUGGGGAGGUUCGGAACACGUACUGAGAACGUAGGUGUUCUAAUCAUAACAAGGGUAAUAAUCAAUGUUUUCACAUCAAUCUUUAGAACAGAUCUAAAAGAAGCAGCUUGAUAUGUUUUAACCAUGAGUCUAUGAAAGCAUUCUUUUUCAACUGAGCCAAGAAGCGCAGUUAUGGCUCAGUUAUUGUUUAUUUUUCACGUCCAAAACGGCUCCUGAGUUUUGAACCAUAUAAAAAACGUAGCAGUGCUAAAAUACUUUGAAAUCAGGUUCUUCCUAUUCAUAGAGUCACAGACUAAUAAAUUUCAAGUCUACUAAUAAGUUUGACAUGAGUUUAUUUGUCACCAACACAAAGCUACCUGUCAUAAACGGACUCGUUUGCUUUAUUGGAACAGGAAAAGCGUUGUAAAGUCAACACUUCCCUAUACGGCUUUCCCGACUGUCGCACAAGAUCACUUUUCUUUUCAUUUCCUUUUGCUUUAUGAUUAUUGAUAACAAUUUGAUCUAAUUCAAAUAACAGGCACCAUUGACAACAAUAUACAAUCCACAAAAAGGUUAUUACUUUUUUCGGCUUUUGUCCUGUAGCCCGUCCCAUUAUAAGUUCAAUUUAAACAUAUCGAAGGAAGCUUACAAGAAAGUUAUGUUUUUAAGGGUUAAAGAACAAUAAGAAGUAGGAUAUUCUUUAUAAUUGCAUGAAAACCGUGGGUUUAUAUUGAUUAAACAUGUCAAACAUGAAAGAUCGCCAAAAGAAGUUACCACGCACUUUGCUUGCAUUUUUACUGACACGAUUGAAAUGUUAGCACGACGACCUUCGUAAUAGGAAACCAUAUAUGACAAAGCAAAACUCACUCAGCGCCCCUACUCAACAUUAGAAGAGAGAUGGCAGAACUAACACAUCUUGCUAAAAACAAGCAAAACAUAACAAAAUUGCACUGUUCAGCAGAAUUCACCGCUGAAGUUCAUGACGAGAUUAUCGUCCUUUCAGUGCUAAAUAUUUUUUUGUCCAUUACUGCAUUUCUGGGGAACACCCUUAUCCUAGCCGCCCUGCGCAAAGAAAAAUCACUUCAUUCGCCGUCCAAACUCCUGUAUCGCAACCUAGCAGUAACUGAUCUCUGUGUUGGCAUCAUCGCGGAACCCCUCUUUAUUACUUAUUUGAUGUCUUUGAAGACUGGAAGAUGGGAUAUUUGCUAUCAUGUUUUUGCGGUAGCUGGUUUUGCUGGUUAUAUCUUGUGCGGAGUGUCUUUGUUGGCAUCGACUGCAAUAAGCCUGGACAGACUUCUUGCCCUGUUGUUAGGGCUGAGAUACAGACAAGCUGUAACUUUGAAAAAAGUCUAUAUAUCUGUAUUCUUUAUGUGGGUAUUGUCCAUUGUUGGCUCGUCAAGCAUUUUUUGGAGUCCUUAUAUAUUUAUACCGUUUCUCUACACAGUUCUGUCAUUUUGUUUACCCACAAUAAUUUUCUCUUACCUAAAAAUUUUUUUCACCCUCCAUCAUCACCAAAUUCAAGCCCAUCAGGGCCAGGUUCCUCAAGUACAACCGAAUCAAGCAAUUCCACUGAACAUAGCUCGAUACAGAAAGGCGGUGUACAGUGCACUGUGGGUGCAGGGAACAUUGGUUGUUUGUUAUCUGCCGUUUGUCGUUCAAGCCUUGAUUCACUAUGAAAGCUCUGAGUUUUCUUUAUCGGGUUACCUUGGUAAUACGUUCACAUAUACUUUGGUUUUUCUCAACUCGUCAUUAAACCCUUUCAUUUAUUGCUGGAAGAUCAAAGAAGUAAGACAAGCGGUUAAAGAAACAAUAAGACAUUUAAUAUGCUGCUUAUCAAACUAGUUGAUCGGCAAUUAAAAUUCAGCCAACUGAAUUGAGAUCAGCACGGGUGUGCCCUCAAAAUGUUGCGUAAAACUAACAGUACUGAAAAGGCAGCAUGUUUUCGCUUCUUUCUGUUCAAUCUUUACAUCAACAUAUCAAACGGUAAAGAGAAUUACAGAGAAACAGGUAGAAAGUUUAUUAACCAGUAAAUUAACAAAUUUGAAAUCGUCCUCAGUUAUAGACUAAAGUGAUGUAACAUGUUACAGCUUCUUUGGGAAACUAUCAUUGGAUGCGACAUCCAGCCCCGUACCUAUGACGUCAGGGUUCCCACAGGGUUCGAUUCUGGACCCUAUGUUAUAUGUGAUUUCUCUGGCUGAUGCAGUUAGAUCAAGCCAGAUCGCGACCAUUGCGAUGAUACAAAGGUACGUUUUCAAAGAGAUUACAUGAACGAGCGAUGUAGGACAACUAUAAGAGGACUUAUCUGACCUAGCCACCUGAUCCAAUUUUGCUGGCCUAAAUUAAACUUUAACUACAGCAAAAGCAAAGAGCAGCGCAUCACUAGGAAACUUACGCCUGUCACCUAUGGCUAUCACAAGGGCGGCUCUCAGCUUGAAGCUUUCCCGGCGGAGUGUUAACAUCGCGGAUGAACUUCGGUGCAAGAAGUAGAUCAAUAAGCAAUGCGCUAAGGUCAGCAGGCUCCUGCGAUGUGAGUAGAAACCAUUUUCGUCGAAAGCACUGCGGUUAGACCUCAACCAUUAAAAGACUCACUGAAUAAGAUGAAAUACGGUUUAUUUCAAGUAGAAUUCAAGAAAAUGUACUCCUUAUUAAGGUCAAAGAGACAAAAUUCAAGGAUCUUGGUGGAAAAGUAGACAGCUGUUUACAUGCGGAUUGGGUGUAGCUACCUGUACGCACGUGCGCACGUACGCACGUGCGCACCCAUGUUGAAGAUUGGUGAAUAAAAAAAGUUCCGACCAUUGCGUGCUGACGUCCGACCGUACAGUUUACAUUACAAUGUAAAGAGAACACGUGCAGAUAAACUAUUGUACUCUUAAUACGCGACAUGUCAGGAAGCUAGGGGUAACAACAUCCAUAAAACCCAACCUUUUCAAUCGACCAAAGCAGCAAAAAACAUGGCUCAUAGAAAUUCCGAACUGUGCCUAUAGUCAUAAGGUCGGAAGUAAGGCCGAGUGAUUUUUCAGGUUUUGAGGGCGCAUCAAAAUUAAGUUCUGAUCGUCACAAAAUGAUAGGGAGCACGAAAUUAUACGUCCAACCGUUGCUAGGUACCGUAUAAGGGAAAAUUUAAAGCAAUAGAUGGGGUCUUAAAUUUCCCACCUAAACAGUUUUGUGUGGAGGAAAAAGGUUAUUCGGGAUUCGCUAAAUUGCGCAAAACUGAACAAAAAGUAUUAAACGUUAAAUGGGCUUCAAUUUUUUCUAGUUUCCAGAGUUUUUGGACACGAGUCAUGUGAUACUAAUGCUUUACUUGCUGAUAAUUGAAAAAAAAAAACGUUUCUAGCAAUUAAAUAAACGCCCAGUGCGUAAAAAACUGUGUGAAUAUAGAUCAUUUGCUAAUUUUUUUAAUACGCUUUCGACUAAUUACUAUUUCAAUGAUUUGACGUGAGGUUCUUGGUCACCAACAUGAAAUUUAAUAACUAUGAACAUUAACAGACAAAUUUGUCAUGCAGGAACAAAAACUGUGUCUAAAGGUAAAUAUUUCCUCAUCGAGUAGCAUGAAAGAUCAUUUUCCGUAUUUGACAUUUAUGUGAUUUGCUUUCGAUGUGCAUUUGAGGUUUAUAUGAUUUACAUUACUGAAUACUAUAUACAAUCAAUUUACAUUCGUUUCCUCGUUUUCUCUCUUUUCUUCCAUCACCGUCAAAUUCAAAAUCGAUUGUCCCGAUUAGUGCCCCCGAUUAGUGUUUUCCGACAUGUUUAUAAAGUUAUUGAUUGAUUGACUGAUUGAAUAAAUGAAUGUUAUUUAAUAUAUAGAAAUAUAAACCUGUUCUUGUAAUCACCGGGGUAAUGAGUAUCCCAAUGGGAUAUUUAUUACGCGUGUAAUAGAUAAAAUAUCACACGAAAGAAAGUUGAAACGACAUGACUAACAAUUCGAUUAACAUGGAUUGAUGAAAUAUUAAGAAUACGAUAUCUUCGAUGUAAAAAGCCAUAAUUAUCGUUACCAAGCUCGCGAUCACUUGCACGUACUCAAUAUUGAAGAGAAAAUGAUGACAGGCCCAACGCUUGAAAAAGCGAUCACAGAAUUCUAUUGUUCAGUAGAGCUAACCAACGUCCAUGAGGAGUUAAUCGUCCUUUCCACGCUAAACAUUUUUCUGUCCAUUGCUGCGUUUUUGGAGAACACUCUAAUCUUCACGGCUCUACGCAGGAAAAAUUCACUUCACAAAGUAUGUGAAUGAAUUCAACACUACAGUCUUGUGUUCGGGAUACCAUUGAAGAUGGCAAUACCAAAACAGGGAGAACUGUUCUAUUACUCCGAGAAACUUACAAGG
Messenger RNA from Porites evermanni, 16507 nucleotides. The record is from the annotation of a GenBank genome assembly. Lineage: Eukaryota; Metazoa; Cnidaria; Anthozoa; Scleractinia; Poritidae.